GACGUGCGGGAGAUCCACCCGGGGAUCGGGGGAUGCGGGUUCCUGGGCCCGGCUCCCCGAGGGGUGCAGGCCGUGGAGACGCCCGAGAGUCUGCCUUUCUCUCCUCUUACCACCUGCACAUACCUUGAGGGAAGACAGCCCCUGGAUUAACUUCUGACCCCCAGUCCCAAAGUGGGCGCCCUUGGUUCCAGGUGAUAGUGGCCGGUCAUGGGGGCGCGCGCAGGGUGGUCGUCGCUCACUGCCGGCGAGUCAGUUCCGUUCUUGACGAGGGAGGUGUCUGUGCACCAGCUCGGCGGGUACUUGGGCUUCAGAGCUGCACUGUACCUGAUGGCGAAGCAUCCACUCCGAAGGCGUAAGAAGCAGUAUGACCAGCUUUCCGCUUUCGUAUUGUGAUUCAUUGGGUCUUGAGUUUAGGAUUUUAUUUUGUUACCAUUUUAGGUCUAUUAAGAUUUUCAGAGCUGUUUUCAUACAGAUGGGAAAAUAAUGUCAGUGUCUGCAGCCUAAGUCCACUGAAAAAUGCCUGUCUACCCGGUUUCCUGUUUAUAGAAAGGAAUUGAAAUGAGGUUACUGUGAUAGAACCAGUAUCUGACUGUUGGUUAAUGGUUGCAAGAAGGCCUCAUCCACUUAGCAGUGCAGAUCAUGCAUUCUAAAAUAUCCCUGGGAAACAGGUUUCUCUGGAUUUUGAACCUCCAUUUUGUAAAUGCAAUUGAAAUUGAUCUGACCUAUGAUGGGCCAAACAUGCAGUGUGUUGACUAAUCCUGAAACAAGAGUGCAGUUUGUGUAAGUAGGGGAGAGCACUCCUGUAAGACCGUGGCUUCAGAAGAGUGGGUGCCCCAACCCACGAUUGAGUUGUGUUCCAGAAGCUUCUCUGUACAUCCGCCCUCUUCCACCCCAAGCCUUUUCUAUCUGAAGUUGUAUGUUAUGUGCAGUUACAGUAUUAUAACUUGAGGAAGCCUAACAGCCCACCUGAAGACAGAUGUUUUCCAGUUCAGUCUGGGGAUACUCUGCCUGAGGGAAGAGAAGUGCCUGCCCCGGCACCUGCCCCAGCCUCUGUCCAGCAGUCAGGGGAAUUUAACGAAUGCAGAUGCAUAGAUCCCAUCCCAGAGAUGUCCAUUCAGUGCAGCCUGGGCGUCUGGAGAUGUAAAGGUUUGCAGAAGACUCAAACUAAGCUUGCGACCCCCACUCCCCGCCCCCACCCGGGACAUCAUGGGGGCAGGAAGUGGUCUCAUCCACAGGGGGCUGCGUGGGCAGGCAGUGGAGAGACAGAUUUUGGACCUCAGAUUGAGAACCUGAAUAAGAAGCUCUUCACGGUGGUUGCCUGGGACCCCCGCGGAUAUGGACACUCCCGACCCCCGGAUCGGGAUUUCCCAGUGGACUUCUUUGAGCGAGACGCAAAAGAUGCCAUUGAUUUGAUGAAGACGCUGAAUUUUAAGAAGGUCUCUUUGCUGGGGUGGAGUGACGGGGGGAUAACAGCCCUCAUCGCGGCCGCACGGUACCCCUCGUAUGUCAGCAAGAUGGUGGUCUGGGGGGCCAACGCCUACGUGACCAAGCAGGACGUGGAGAUUUACCAGGGACUCCGGGAUGUUUCUAAGUGGAAUGAGAGGAUGAGAAAACCUCUGGAAGCCCUCUAUGGGUUCGACUACUUUGCCAGAACCUGUGAAAAGUGGGUGAAUGGCAUAGACCAAUUUAAGCAUCUUCCAGACGGGAGCAUCUGUCGGGACCUGCUCCCCCUGGUCCAGUGCCCCACCUUAAUCGUGCAUGGUGAGAAGGAUCCUCUGGUCCCACGUUUCCAUGCCGACUUCUUACACAGACACGUGAGAGGGUCGCGGCUCCAUCUGAUGCCAGAAGGCAAGCACAACCUGCAUUUACACUUCGCAGACAAAUUCAACAAGUUAGUGGAAGACUUCCUUCAGUGACCAUGUCCCAGGAUGCGUGGUCUGGUGAGGUCUGGGCCUGCGGGUCAGCCCUCAGCUCACCGGCCUACCAGGCUCCCUGUGCUUCCCCCGACGGCUCCUAAUCCGGUACCACUGAGGACACAGCAUCCUCAUUCAUAGCUACAGAGCUUGAAUCUGACCUUUUCAUACUGUGAUUUUCUUCCAUUGCCUUAAAUAAAUGCCUGUCAUGAUUUACUUUACUUUCAGGUGAGGUUAAGCAUGUGUAGUGUUCACGACUGCUGCUCUAAGAUGAGCUGAAUGUACGCGGUGCCCUUUGUCAGGGGUGCAGGCGUGCCCUGGCCUCUGGAGUCACCACGUCGUCCAGAGAUGGGGAAGCUGAAAAUGGCCCCCGCCCAGGGCCCUGGAUUCCACGUGUUCACGGGGUUGCUGGGAUCAGAGCCAGCUGGGGAAGGUCAGCGUGGUGCCCUCCUCCCUCUCUACCUUCACACUCCUGGGUGCUUGUCCCUGAAUACUUUGGGCCAGUGGAGAUAAAUUUGCUUGCUUGCCUCUCUUUCCCUGGUGUCUCAGAUGGUAAAGAAUUCACCUGCAAUGCAGGAGAGACCCAAGUUAAAUCUCUGGUUUGGGAAGAUCCCCUGGAGAAGUGAAUGGCAACAUACUCCAGUCUUCUUGCCUGACAAAUCCCAAGAACAGAGGAGCCUGGGGGGCUACAGUCCAUGGGGUCGCAGAGUUAGACAUGACUGAGUGACUUAACACUUUAAACACUUGCCUGUCUUUACUAAAAGAGCAGAAAGGCUAUUAAUUAAAAAUAUGAAAAUAAAAAUCCUAUUAAAAGUUACUAAACCCAGAAACAUACUUAGAAAGGAAGCAUUUAGUGAAAGAAUAAAAAUUAUUUGCAAUAAAGAGA
This is a messenger RNA of Odocoileus virginianus texanus, 2799 nucleotides long. The record is from RefSeq and is a predicted model, not a curated record. Lineage: Eukaryota; Metazoa; Chordata; Mammalia; Artiodactyla; Cervidae.